UCACUUAAUGUGUCCUGUUUUCCCAGUUUUGUGCACCUGUUUGUUCAUGCUGCUGUUUCUCUAAGAGUGCUUCAGGAGCAGGGCGGUGUCAGAGCCCUUGCACACCGGGGUGUGGCCCACACGGACGUGCGCAGGACUUUUUCUGAGUGCGCUUUGAGCCCUGUGCUUCUUCUCUUCCGCUCUCCGCCGCGUCUCUCUGCUCACCGAGCUUCACAGCUGCAACUCAGCGACCUUCUUCUUCUUCUUCCCGGUGAAUUAAGCCCGAAGGUUGUCAAAAUGGCCUACAGAGGAACAAUAAAAGCCAGUGCAAACUUCAAUGCCAAUGCAGAUGCUGAGGCCAUGCACAAAGCCAUGCACAAAGGCUUGGGAGCUGAUGAGGAUGCCAUCGUGCAGCUGGUGACUGGUCGCUGCAAUGCCCAGAGGCAGCAGAUCAAGGCUACCUACAAAACUCUGUUUGGAAAGGAUCUAAUAUCAGACCUGAAGGGAAAGCUGCAUGGCCAUUCUGAGACUCUGAUUGUAGCUCUGAUGACCCCACCCGUCACUUAUGAUGUUGAAGCCCUCCACCAUGCCAUUAAGGGGGCAGGAACAACUGAUAAGGUGCUGAUUGAGAUCCUCGCCUCCAGAAGUUGUCAGCAGGUGAGGGACAUCGUCGCUGCUUACAAAGCAGAGUAUGACCACAACCUGGAGGAUGAUGUAAGUGGUGACACUUCAGGUCACUACAAAAGACUUCUUGUUAUUCUGCUCCAGGCCAACAGACAGACAGUGGUCCAGCAGGAGCUGAUCGAGAGUGAUGCUCAGACCCUCUUCAAGGCAGGGGAGAAGAAGUUUGGCACAGAUGAACAAACCUUUGUCACCAUCCUGGGCAACCGGAGUGCUGAACAUCUCAGGAGAGUCUUUGAUGCCUACAUGAAGCUGUCUGGAUUUCAGAUUGAGGAGACCAUCAAGAGGGAAACAUCUGGAACUCUGAAAGAGCUGCUUCUCGCCGUAGUGAAGUGUGCCAGGAGUGUUCCAGCCUAUUUGGCCGAGACCCUGUACAAGUCCAUGAAGGGUGUUGGCACUGAUGAUGACACCCUGAUCAGAGUGAUGGUGAGUCGCAGUGAGAUGGACAUGUUGGACAUCAGAGCUGAGUUCAGGAGGAUGUUUGCCUGCUCUCUGCAUUCAAUGGUCAAGGGGGAUACCGGUGGCAACUACCAGAAGGCCUUACUGUUGCUCUGUGGUGGAGAUGAUAAGUAACCAAUCAGCAAUCAAUAACAGGAACCACAUCUGAAGUGCCUCCACUCCAAGUGGGCUAACAGAAACAGCAAGCUAAUACAAAGCCGUAGUUAAUUACAGCAAAACUUUCUUGGGUUUGACAGAUGACCCAUCAGGUCUUUAAACUAUGAUUACAAAUAUUGUCUUUGGAAGGUAGCUAACAUGUUCAUAUCCACAUUAAUGCAGCUUGUGGUCGACUAUUAUCUUUACUACAACUAAUGUUAAUCACUUAUCAUUCCUAAGUAUCUGACAACAGUUGUUUUUCUUUGCAUUUUGUAUGGCGGAACCAAUAUGCCAUAAUAAACGUUGCAGUUAAUGAAGUACCACAGUGAAUUAUCCUUUAAUGUUUCAGUAUUAACAUUGUCUUGUUGUUGAACAUGCGCAGACUCUCCAUGGCCACUAGAGGUGGCUCCUACAUUUGAGCUGCAGCUGUUUGAAUAUAAAGUACUGCAAAAGCA
Molecule: messenger RNA, 1709 nt
Organism: Monopterus albus (swamp eel)
Lineage: Eukaryota; Metazoa; Chordata; Actinopteri; Synbranchiformes; Synbranchidae
Gene: anxa5b
Product: annexin A5b
Exons: 14
Coding region: 277-1233 (318 amino acids)
Biological process (GO): negative regulation of coagulation
Cellular component (GO): nucleus; vesicle membrane; cytoplasm
Molecular function (GO): calcium-dependent phospholipid binding; phosphatidylserine binding; calcium ion binding
Source: RefSeq, a predicted model, not a curated record